GAAGAGGUAUACUCCGCCACCUCCGAAAUCGAGCCCGUUGAAAGCAGCGAUUCCAUUGGUCAAGUCUUCGCCCAAUCUGAGCUCAGCUAAAGUGCCAGACGAGGAUCAUUUGAUGCAGUUUCUCAAUACUCCAACCACUGUUGAUAUUGAGGUGACCUCGAAUAAGGAGAAUGGAGGAAUCCUAGUAACCGAUAAGGAGUCAGAAGGCAGCUCAAAACAGACAAACAUUGACAUGAUUGGCACAGAUGCGCAGAUUUCGUCCUCCGAAAAGGAGUGCCAGUUGCUCAAGAACGAAGUGAGGAGUCUGAAUAAUGAGAUGUCGCUGCUGUUGCAUCGUACUAAGGCAGCUGAAAAAGGUGACAAACAUUUUCGAC
Molecule: messenger RNA, 374 nt
Organism: Nilaparvata lugens (brown planthopper)
Lineage: Eukaryota; Metazoa; Arthropoda; Insecta; Hemiptera; Delphacidae
Exons: 2
Source: RefSeq, a predicted model, not a curated record